Messenger RNA from Acanthamoeba castellanii str. Neff, 3399 nucleotides. Its product is annotated as WD domain, G-beta repeat-containing protein. The coding region runs from base 1 to 3399 and encodes 1132 amino acids. The record is from RefSeq and is a predicted model, not a curated record. Gene Ontology annotation, biological process: regulation of exocytosis. Gene Ontology annotation, cellular component: cytoplasm; plasma membrane. NCBI's taxonomy places the organism in Eukaryota, Discosea, Longamoebia, Acanthamoebidae. The transcript is spliced from 23 exons. Gene Ontology annotation, molecular function: GTPase activator activity; myosin II binding; syntaxin binding.
AUGGGCAAGCCUGGAAUUGAGCUUAUCCUUGAUGGAGAGCAUCGCACCCCAGGGCAUCUCGUGGCCAUGCUGGACCACUCAGUGGAAGUGUGGGACCUCGAGACGCGCGAGGUAAUCGGGACACAGGCCAUCGAUGAAAAAAUCACCGCCUUUCACCUCUAUCCCGAGUCCAAGUACCUCCUUGUCGGCACAGAGGAGGGCAGCGUACGCGUGAUCGACAUCGAGGGGUUCCAUCUUUCGACCUACAAGAUCGCUUCGAAGAAGGUCAGGAAAGACAAGACGUGGAUGCGCAAACGCGUGUCAGACGUGAGCACCAAGAACAGGUCGCCCGUGAAGUGGCUCGCUGUGGCGCCCGAUUCGGACGGCAGUGUCCUCAUUGCCUACGCCGAUGGCCUGAUUUCGCUCUGGAACCUGAAGCAGCAGAAGGUCGCCAGACACUACGAGCUCCACUCGCAGCCUCUAGAAGCCUGCGCUUGGCACCCGGAGGGCAAGUUCUUCAUCACCGGCUAUGAGGACGGGGAGCUUUGCCUGUGGAAGGCCAAGGCCAAGAAGCCGUUGGAGCGAUUCUAUGUGUCGAGCUCCAAAGCGAAACGCACGCCCAUCAAGCGAAUUGGUAGGGACCUCUCCUUCCCUGGUCCCCUGUUUCAAUCUCGCGAAGAUGAGUGGCUCACGGGCAUGGGCCCGCCGAACCCCUACCGCAUGGCUCACAUCCCAUGCCCCGAAGGCGACGUGGAGCAGUUUGUUGUCCACUACUCCUCACCCUGGGAAGGAGGCGACCCGGUGUCGCUCUUGAUGCUCACGGAAUCGGGCCACUUUCAGUCGAACGUGCUGAGCCGAUCGCUCGGAUUUCCGAUGGUGACGCUACCACCCUCGCUGAUCUUCCAAGACUCGCGCAUUGCGGCCGCGCAGCUCUACCCUGACGCCAGCAAGCUGCUCUUCCACGACCUCUUCGAGUCCGGCAACAUACGAUUCGACCCCUCGUAUUGGCUGGCCACGGGAGGUAAGUUUGCCGAGAAGCUCAUCACUGGCCGCGACCUGUUGGUCACAUGGUACGUGGACGCCUCGCGAUGGCCGCAUAGCGCACCCCCUAAAUAUUAUGGUGACGAUGGUGGUGGUGAUGAUGUGCGGACUAACCUGAGUAAAUGGGCGAUCGACGAUAGCCACGACUCGGGCAAGAUUCGGUUCUGGGACGCGUCGUCCGUGGCCCUUCGGUUGCUUCUCUCCUUCUAUGUCGGCGACGAUCAGAGUUCGGCCGAGGAGCGGCGCAAGGCAUCCACGAGCACCGCCAGCGGGGAAGUGCGCGCGACUCCGCAGUUCAUCACCGUAUUCCACUUCUGCCCUGUCUCGCGCAUCCUCGUCCUCGGUUGCCUGAGCGGCAGCAUCUUCUUCUACAAAUUCACGAGCAAGCCAUGCAAGUACGAGCGCCUUAUCUAUCGCCCGCCGCAGCCUCGGCGAGGGCCGCCUCCGCAGCAGCCAACCGACGCCGCUGCGGCCCGACCCAAAGGCUCUCCGCAGACUGCGCCCGCCGCCCAACCACCCACGUCGCCGGCCAAGGCUGCUGAAGAGCCGCCAGCUGGGCAUCCUAAGUCCCCGCCCGUUCCCGCCCAGCCCCCGGCACCUCUCCCACCGGUGGGAACCGAGGCGCAGCCCAAAGGGCCACCGGUGCCUGCGGUUCCCGUGGUGCCCACCCACUCGCAGACGGCUACGCCCACCAAGAAGGUCUCUGCCGAGGCGAUCGCCGCCAAGUCACCGCCUGGGUCACCGCAGGUCGCGCCUGCUGCGCCGCCGCCGGUAGCUGAAGCACCGAGCAAGCCGUCCACCUUCAAGGCCGGCACUGGGUUCUAUCUCGCGAUGGAGUGCCUCUUCGAUUCGGUGAUCAAGAGCGUGGCCUACCUCCCCAAGUACAACCUGCUGGCCAUCGGCGAUCAAAACGGGUUCCUCACCAUCGUCGAUACCCGAACCGCCUCGCGUGUGCUGGGCGCCGCAGUCGCGCAGCAACCCGAGCCCAUCACGAGCCUGACAUGGGCUGAAGCCGUGGGCGACGAGGCAGACGAAAUGGGCAACAUGCGGAAAGUCAAGGAGCUCCUCCUACUCGUCGGAAUUGAGGGCGGCUUUGUGACGGUGGUGACCUUCCGUGGGAGCCGAGUCUUCUUCAACCCGCGCCCGUUCGAGAAAAAGCAGCCCUCACCCAUCAACCACAUCGCGAUCGUCGACGCCCGUGGUAAGCCCUAUCGUAUUCGCGCACCCAAGUGGAAGGAAGUGGACGACGAGGAGGACAAGAAAAAGAGCAAGAAGGGCAAGAAGGGCGAAGAGCAGCACAAACCGCGGGAGGAGCACCCGGCCGGCGGCGCAGCUGCGCCGGAGGGGAAGCUCGAAGACGACUGGGUCGAGGUCGACGAGAGGAAGAAGCCGCGGGAAGAGGAGGGCGACGAACAGCCCGAGCAGGUCGAGCUGCGCGCCGACCGAAGCUGGAAGGGCGCACACGCCGACGCCAGCAGCCAGCUGGAGGAGGACUCGGACGACGAAGCGGAGGAGGAGGAUCCGAGCAAGAUGGGGAUGCGGUUCCUGCUGCUGUGUGCUGAGGAGAGCCUGUGCAUCUACACGGUGCCGGACUACGAUCAACUGGCCAGAGUCGAGACCAAGCACCCCAUCCUCUCUUCGCACAUCGUCUCCUUGAACGGGGAGUACUGUCUGGUGUGCUUCACGGGGAACAACGGCCUGACGGUCUACUCGCUGAUGGACCUCACGCCGCUCAUGGAGACCACCCUCGACCGAUUCUCGCUCAACACCAACGCCACCAUGCUUCGGAAUGCGAGCGUGCUGGUGGACGGGCGCAUGCUGCUCUCCUCCCUCUCCUCGGAGCUGCAUCGCCUCUCCCUAUUCGCGGGCGAGAACAGUUUGGACCUACCCCACUCGCUGCCGACGGUGCACAUCCGAGGCAUCGUGCUUCCCGAGCGGCCAAAGGGACUCCUCAAGUCGCUCUUUGGCACCUUCGACCUCUCCAUAUUUGCGGAGGUGGACAAGUCGGCACGUCGCAAGGAGCGCGAGAGGGAGGAGAGGGAGAGGGAACCGGAGCGCGAGAGGGCGCGAGACCACAGGGAGAGGGACGCCGGCGACCACGACGCUCGCCAGAAGCUGUUCGAGGGCCGCGACUCCAAAGCUCGCGAGAAGUACGAGCGGGGCGGCGAGGGCAACGAAAGGGUACGGGACGCUCGCAAGGGCGUCGCCGGCCUCAAGGAUCAGAUGAACCGAAACGCAGAGCUGCUGAACGAGCGAGGAGAGAAGCUGAGCGAGCUGGCGCAGAAGACGGCCGAGAUGGAGGAUAACUCGAGCGAGUUCUACGCCAACGCCAAGAAGCUCGCCGACAAGUACAAGAACAAGAAGUGGUACGAGUUCUGA